AUGAUACCAGAACCCGAGUUUAUGCAAAUGGUCGACUGGGAAUCUCGAGGUAUUCCUUAUGGCCGACCCGCAGAGGUUAAUCUGCGAAACAACCACGCUCAGUACAUCCUUACCUGGUACGGCCUUUGCUUUGCAACCUCCAUCAUGCUUUGGAUGGUGGUUAAGAAGCCCGCAAACGAUGUUGCUCGUCGUGUAGCCCGCUCAAAGGGCCUGUAA
Fusarium poae is the source of this 216-nucleotide messenger RNA. RefSeq lists its product as uncharacterized. Gene Ontology annotation, cellular component: membrane. The record is from RefSeq and is a predicted model, not a curated record. The transcript is spliced from 2 exons. NCBI's taxonomy places the organism in Eukaryota, Fungi, Ascomycota, Sordariomycetes, Hypocreales, Nectriaceae. Bases 1 to 216 code for a protein of 71 amino acids.